UUUCCUGCGUGUCAUGCUGGGUUUUUUUCCGGUGGAAAACAACAACAACCUGUUGGAGGAGUUAACGCUGAAGAAUAGGCGGCAGCAUGUUUUCUACCGUGAGGGAAAGGGUUGGGGAGGUGCUGUUACCGGGGGACGAGUUCUCCUUCGAGGCCGAAGAGAAAAUUUCUCUGACGGCGCCGGUGAAGUCGGAGAAGGUGGUGUGCGGUCCGGGCCUGCGGCGCUGCGGUGACCGGCUAGUGGUGUUUAAGAGCGGCGUGCUGCGACACAAGGAGCCCAACGUGUUCUGGAUCGAUUCCCAACAGAGAAGGUAUGUCCCAGCUAAAGGAGAGAGCAUCAUCGGGAUCGUCACCGCCAAAUCUGGAGAUGUCUUCAAGGUGGAUUUCGGAGGGAGUGAGCAGGCGUCUCUGUCCUACCUGACAUUCGAAGGGGCGACCAAGAGGAACAGACCCAACGUCCAGGUGGGUGACCUGGUGUUUGCUCAGUUCCUCAUAGCCAAUAAGGACAUGGAACCAGAGCUGGUGUGUAUUGACAGCUCAGGACGAGCCAAUGGGAUGGGAGUGUUUGGAGCAGGAGGUCUGCUAUUCAGAGUCUCUCUCGGCCUCGUCAGAAGGCUGCUGGCACCCCACAGCGACAUCCGCUCAGACCUCGAGCAGCUCUUCCCGUGUGAGCUCGUGGUCGGGAUGAACGGACGCAUUUGGGUCAAAUCGGCCACCGUGCAGCAGACGCUGAUCAUCGCAAACCUGCUGCAGAGUGCCGAAACCAUGACGGCUCAGCAGAGACAGCAGCUGUUCAGGAAGGUCCAGCAGGGGGCGUUCUAGACGACUUCUGACCUCCAGCACAUGGACUGAACCAGCAGAGGCCACACUGUAGACCACUUCAGACCUGAGUCCAGGUGUAAUGCUGCAGUGAUGUCACUCCUGGGCUCUGUGACAUCACACUGAGCGUGGCUGCAGCUGUUCAGUGUUUAAAGGAUCAUUACAUGUUUUCACAUGGAGCUCCAGUCUGAACAUUUUUGAAAAGCAGAUGUUAAAGAACCAAAAACCACAAACAUGACAGACUAUCAGGAUGAAAAUAAAUAAAACUGGGGGGGGUAAUUUUAAAAAAUGUAUAAAAAUGUCAAAAUUAUAAAUGUUCAGAAAAGUUGAUGAUUGUCCAAAGAGCGGCUCCUUCCUACAAUCCUGGAGCAGUUUGGUGACAGUCUGUGCCUUUUUCACCAUGAUGGAGCACCACGUCACAAGGUAAAGUGAUCCCUCAGAGUUUCAAAGAUCUGCAAAUUAAUAUCUCAGAUCCAGGACCAGAAAAUUCCACAAGUCUUAAUGAGAUUGAGAAUCUGUGAUCAGCUGGAGCGCUGAUGAGGCAGGAAUGGAUCUCCAGUACAUUACGGAGAUCUGUAGAGGUUACAAAGAAGGGUCAACUCUGUAAAUACUAACUCUGUGCAUACAUUUGAUUUAUUUGCCAAUAAAAGCCUUUGAAAUUUA
Oreochromis niloticus (Nile tilapia) is the source of this 1481-nucleotide messenger RNA. It is a transcript of the gene exosc3, whose product is annotated as exosome component 3. Gene Ontology annotation, biological process: CUT catabolic process; poly(A)-dependent snoRNA 3'-end processing; TRAMP-dependent tRNA surveillance pathway. The record is from RefSeq and is a predicted model, not a curated record. NCBI's taxonomy places the organism in Eukaryota, Metazoa, Chordata, Actinopteri, Cichliformes, Cichlidae. Gene Ontology annotation, cellular component: nuclear exosome (RNase complex); cytoplasmic exosome (RNase complex). The transcript has 4 exons. Gene Ontology annotation, molecular function: RNA binding. Bases 87 to 821 code for a protein of 244 amino acids.